Messenger RNA from Branchiostoma belcheri (Belcher's lancelet), 2895 nucleotides. RefSeq names its product putative ankyrin repeat protein RF_0381. The record is from RefSeq and is a predicted model, not a curated record. The transcript is spliced from 19 exons. Lineage: Eukaryota; Metazoa; Chordata; Leptocardii; Amphioxiformes; Branchiostomatidae. Gene Ontology annotation, molecular function: protein binding. The coding region runs from base 189 to 2003 and encodes 604 amino acids.
AUUUGUAAGCGAGAGGGUUUGAAAUUUGCGGUUGUGACGUGGAAAUAUUAAUAUUGUGACAGCCCCCCUCCCCCUUUCGUCAGCUGUUUGUUCAGGCUCGUCAAAGGCGGGAAAGCUGACAGGGACUGUUGUUCGCGAUCUGUCGUCAGAUUCCCGCUCAUUCCAACCAAUUGUUUCCUCAAGAAGUGAUGUUUAACCUUUUGAACAAAGGACUAGCAGCUGUGUACAGCGGCGGUCCACCUACUAAGGACGGUGAUCGUGCCGACAUGCCCCCCGUGAGUAGCCGGUCCACAGGAGACGCCAUGAAGCCAGCCACGGCAGCAGGGGAGCUGCCGAAAGUACAGGUUGCGGUUGACGUUGCACAGAAAAAGGAAGACCCGGAUGUAGGGUUGGUGGGGUUGCUGAGAGCGCAGGCGCAGGAGACAGGAGCAUCUGCGUCAGCGGAAACACAGGGAGAGAGACCCGCCGCAGUUGUGGAACCACACAGGCCGAACAUUCACUCCAGCUUACCCAAGAGAUUACCGGAGAGAAUUCUGUAUGGAGACCUGUGUAACGCGGCGCUGAUCGGGAACCACGAUGUGGUGGAGAAACUGCUGAAGGAGGGGGAGGACGUGAACGAGAGGGACAAGGACGGUGAAAUAGCCUUGCACAUUGCCGCACAAGAAGGACAUUCCUCCAUUGUGGACCUCCUCUUGGAGGCUGGGGCACAGGUGGAGGCUAAGAAUAAGGACGGGGACACCCCGCUUCACAACGCCUCACGAGAAGGGUACGUGGACAUAGUGGAGAAGCUGGUCAGCGCCGGGGCUGAUGUGGAGAGUAAGAACCAGAAAGGAGACACAUCCCUCCAUCUAGCCGCCGAGAGAGGGCACUUCGGCGUGGUACAGAAGCUGGUGGACAGAGGCACAGACUUCACCAUCAAAAACUUCAAUGGCAUCACAGUGCUUCACGCAGCCGCAGACGGCGGACAUACCAACAUCGUGGAUACUCUUAUCAACGCAGGGAUAGACGUCAACUACAAAGAUGUGAAUGGCGAGUCGUCAUUACACAAGGCCGCCAUGAACGGUCACGUGGGCUGUGUGGACAGACUGAUGAGAGCAGGGGCAGACAUGGCGGCCAAAAAUGACAAUGGCCACACCGUCAUACACUGCGCAGCGAUAGGUGGUCACGUGGGAAUCGUCGACAUGCUCAUCAAGAAUAAUUACGACAUAGAAGUCUUGGACGAGGACGGUGACCUGGCGCUCCACAAAGCUUCAUCAGAAGGGCAUGUGGAGGUGGUAGACCGACUGGUGAAGGCAGGGGCUGAUGUCAACGCCAAGAACAACUACGAGUACACACCGCUGUAUAACGCGGCGCUGUCCGGGAACUUCCACGUGGUGGAAUAUCUGAUCGCUCAUGGAUCUAACGUUAACGAGAAGGACGGGAACGGAAACACUGCCCUGCACGAGGCCGUGUCCAGACAACACGCGGCCGUGGCCAAGAAGCUGAUUGCCGUCGGAGCUGACAUCACGGAGAAAGACGUGUACGGAAGCAGCAUGCUUUUUAAUGCUGCUAUCUGGGGAAAUGUUGACGUGGUUGACAGUCUGAUCAAGACGGGUGCUGACGUCAAUACGAAGAAUAAGGGAGACAGCACUGCACUUCAUGAGGCAGCCGCUAGGGGUUACGUGCCCGUUGUGGAUCGUCUUCUCGGGGCAGGAGCCGAUGUUAACGCAAAAGACAAGUACAACCACAGUGUCCUUCAUAAGGCCUCGUUCGGCGGCCAUGCAGAUCUCGUCAGCACACUGAUCAGGACAGGAGCCAAUCCAAACGCACAAAACAACGAUGGAGAUACGCCUCUUCACAUUGGCUCCUGUAUGGGUCACGUGGGUGUGGUGAGGAGCCUCAUCCAGGGUGGAGCUGAUCCCAACGUGGUCAACGAGUACGGCGGAAUUCCAGCAGACGACGCAGAGGACGAAGAAAUCCGCGCCCUUCUCAUGUCCAUGAUGUCAGAACCAGAGACAGAGUAGGGUUAAAGGUCAACCACGAGAACGCCAUCUUGAAAAUCCGUGAAUAUUCUCAUAGACAUACAAAUACUAAGGUUAUCACAAGUUGAUUUAGCAUCUUAAGCUUACGUAUCCGGUGGGACAGUCGCGGUGCUGUAUGGAAACUAUUGUAACAUUUUAAAUACGAACUGAUAAAGGCAGAGUGUUGUAUGUUGUCACAAUACCUCAUUAUCGUAUAUAAACCACCACUCAAAAUACCAUGGGCAAUGAGGGGAAAAUGGUCAUGACAUUGUUAAUAGUAACAUUUUGUACCUUUUGUUGGAGACAUAAUUACUUGUUACACAGUUUGUUGGUUAUAAAAUGAAUGAUUUCUUGUAGAGUUGGUCCACAUUAAACGUAAGCAUCAACAUGUAUUCAUUGAGCAGCACAAUUUUCUUGAAGGCUCUACUUUGUGAAAUAUAACUUAGCUAGCACGAUAUACAGGGAUCUAUAAUGGACUUUGGAAACGGUUCACAAUUAUGCAACGUAUACUACAAUAAAACUACUAUAAUUACUAUUAUCUAUUACUUCAAAUCUUUUCAAGACGGUUGGUGCUAGAAUCAUGAUUGCCAUUUAUUAUAAUAAUUGUUUAUUGAAUUACAUCUUCGUCAUAUUGUUAACAAUAGUAUCAUAUCGUUCGAACAACUUGUUUUGAACCAUUGUAGCAAUGUUACAUUUAAUUUGGCUGUUGACAUGGACAGCGUUUACUAGGGGGCGCAACGGUACUUAACUAGAUUGCAUAACGGAGGCCCUUCUGACUACAGUAUUAUUUACAGUUACGUGGAAGACCAGUGACUUUCUAUUGCAUAGAUCAACUGAAGCUGCUUUUAUGGAUGCAGUUUUCUGUACUUGAUGAAAUAAAACAGAUGAUUACAAA